CGCUGCCCAAAACUUGGACCUCCGAAAUUAGUCGUAGUCUGCCGCUCGCACAUCGUGGACGGUAUUCAUCAGAUACGCAGCACACAUCAGAACACAUUUAUACUAUCAACCAAAGAAGCAGCCAUGUCGGAGGGAGAGUCAAAGUUUGGUUUCAAGGACAUGGAGAAGGCCCUGGAGACGCUGAAGCUGCUGGAGGAUCAUGACAUGCAGUACCGAAAGCUGACCGUGCGCGGUCUCCUUGGACGCGCCAAGCGAGUGCUGACCUUGACCAAGGCGGAGGAGAAGCUGAAGAACAUCAAUGAGGCGAUUGGCGUGUUCGAGAAAUGGCUGGAGGAUAAUGGCGGCGGGGCGUCCAGCAAGAACGCCAAGACUGACAACGAGGAUAAGGUGGAGACCGUGCCCGGACUGGGCUUCAAGGACAAGGCGGCGGCGGAGGCAACGCUGAGCAUUCUGGCGGAGCGUGACCCGGACUACCAGAGGCUGGCCAUCAGGGGAUUGAUUGGCAGCUCCAAGCGAGUGCUGUCCGGCACCAAGAACGAGGACAAGAUCAAUUCCAUCAAGGAGGGAGUCCAGGUGCUGGAGGAUUUCCUGGAGAAGUUCGAGGCCGAGAACCGCAUCAAGGAGAAUCGUGCCUACUUGGCCUAUGCCGUCGUGUCCAAGCUGCCAGAGCCCAAAGAGGAUCUGUCCGUCGAGUUCCUGGCUGCCUACGGCGGCUCCAAGGCCAAGGGCAACUACAAGCACCUGCGCACCAUGUACCCCAAGGAGGACGACACCACCAGCUGGGACAUUGUGCGCAAUCGCCAGAUAGCCAAGCUGCUGGAGCAGAUCAAGAGCGAGGAGGCCAAGCUGUUCGACUCGGAGUCGGGCGAGCCCACAGAUCUCCAUUUGCAGCUGAUCCACUGGGCCUACACGCCCCAGCCGGACAAGGUGAAGGCCUAUGUGGAGAAGCUGGCCAAGAAGACGCCGCAGAAGCGCAAGCCGGAGAGCAGCAACAACAGCAACAGCAACAGCAGCAGUGCCAACGAUUCCAGCAGCGAGGACUCCGACGAUUCUGUGCCCAAAAAGAAGAAGAGGGAGUAGUGACGCCCACCCAGGGGGGAAAUGGAUCAAGGCUGCCACUUUGUAACGAACAGAAAACGGUUCAUAGUUUAUUUAAGUAUUUCUGUAACUCAACCUCAACGCAAACUACGAUUAAUGGUGGACAUCUUCUAUAUAUACAUAUAUAUAUAUGUACUUAUGUAUUGUGGUAUAUAAAUAUCGUAUUGCGUGGGCGUAUGCCUCGCGUAGGCCUCGCUUUGAUGAACAAAAACAAUAAAUCCGAGAGAGAGUA
Messenger RNA from Drosophila persimilis, 1330 nucleotides. RefSeq lists its product as uncharacterized. Lineage: Eukaryota; Metazoa; Arthropoda; Insecta; Diptera; Drosophilidae. The record is from RefSeq and is a predicted model, not a curated record. The coding region runs from base 124 to 1080 and encodes 318 amino acids. The transcript is spliced from 3 exons.